AGCGGAUAGUAAUCAGAUGAAAGUGUAUUAAAUUCACAAUUUUUAAAAAGAUAUAUAAAUCUAUUUAAACAUGGUCGUGUGCCGGUUCUUUCAGCAAGGUGCUUGUCGCUAUGGGACAAAAUGCCACAAUGAACACUUCGAUGUCAAGCAAUUUCUCAAAGCCGACAUGGAAUCCAGCUUGAAUGGCAAGAUGUGGCCUUUCUCUGCCUAUGGACCCUUUAAGGACAAGGCCAAUUUCCCCAACUUCAUCGAGGACCAGUCCUUCGAGGAGGUCCGAUACCUGUGCUACGAGGCAAAGCGUCAGAACCAAUUCGAUCAAUUCGCGCAGCAGUUCAACCGCGAGGUCCUGGACGCCACCAAUAAGAUGAAGACCAUGCUGCAGAUGUCACCCCAGGUUCUGGAAAUGAUGAUCAAGAUCCACGAUGCGCCGGAGGGCGAAAAUGUGUCGGCAGCUCCGCAGCAGCCCAGUAAUCCCUUUGCUGCAGCUGCUCCGGCGUCGAAUCCAUCUGCGUCCAUCUUUGCGAAGCCCACGUUGAGUGCCGGAAACAUCUUCGGUAAUGCCACAAGCCAAGUAAACAACGCAAACAGUAUGUUUGGUGGUGCCAUGGGGAAUGCGAAUCAAGGAAACAGCUUUUUAGGCGGAGGAGCUGUGGCAGCAGGUGCAACAAGUGUCUUUGGCCAACCCCAGCAGCAGCCACAACAGCCUGCAGCUCAAGCCUUCCAAGGGGGCAAUAUUUUCGGCCAGGCACAAGUCCAGGCGCAAGCUCAGCCAGUGAAUCCCAAUCCUUUCGGUGGCUUCCAACAGCAGCACCAAGCUCAGCCGGCAGGGAUCUUCGGCCAAGCGGCUAACCCCUUUGGCCAGGCGGCACAGCAGCAGCAGCCACCUCCUUCCGGAUUAUUUGCUCAGGCAGCAGCCUCCGGUUUCUCAAACCAACAGCAACAAAUGCAACAGCAACAUCAGCAGCAGCAACAACAACAGCAGCAGCAACAACAACAGCAGCAGCAGCAACAACAACAGCAACAGUUGCAAAUGCAACAGCAACAGCAGCAGCAGAUGAUGCAACAACAGCAAAUGGUGCAACAGCAGCAACACGCCCAGAUGACCAACGAAGUUCAAUCCUCUGUUUACAGUCGCCUUGAAGAUCUCAACGAACAAGAAAUCGAAGCCUUCAAGGCGGAUCAGUUCCUACAAGGUGCCUUGCCUUUCAAACCACCGCCACGGGAACUUUGCUGAUCCAAAACUAGCGUAUAAUGUAUAUAAGUCUACUUAGAUCCGAUAUUACUUAAUUAAACCUAAUAAACUAAUGCAUCA
Messenger RNA from Drosophila subpulchrella, 1312 nucleotides. RefSeq lists its product as uncharacterized. The record is from RefSeq and is a predicted model, not a curated record. Bases 71 to 1234 code for a protein of 387 amino acids. The transcript has 2 exons. Lineage: Eukaryota; Metazoa; Arthropoda; Insecta; Diptera; Drosophilidae. Gene Ontology annotation, molecular function: metal ion binding.